GUGUCAGCGCGUCAAUCAAGCAUGCAUUCAGUGUUGGUCUUUUGUAUUGAGCUCAAAGUGAUACGAUUCUCUUCCUCUCUUCCUACCAUAGCCACCAAAUACCAUCAAUAAUGCCAGCACGUACGAGAGAUACGGGAAGAGCUGGUUCGUCCAACCAGUCUGCUUCAACUAGCCGUACUGGUCACUUUGGACGUUCCACUAAUGGAAGACGGCCGCGUUCAAGAGUUCAAGAAGAAGAAGAAGAAGAGGAGGAGGAGGAAGAGGAAGAGCCACCAGCUAGGCGUAGACGAGUAGGAGAAUCAUCAAAUGGCAGACGUCGUACAGAAGAGACUCCAAAUGAAGAGGAAGAAGGUGAGGAUGAGGAGGAGGCAGAAGGCGAAGGCGAAGGAGAUGGAGGUGAGGAUGAUGAUGGCAGUGAUGGAGAGGCUAAUGUCACUGGACUCAGGGAAAGAGAAAAGCUUCCUGUAAGCGACGCCAUGAGGAACAUGGUACAAGCGAUGGACAAAGAAGGGAAAGAAGGUAUCAAGCGUAAAGCCAAUGAUCUUGCACGUUUGGCUUUGUUUUCUGAAUUGCGUAGAACACCAUUGCGCAGAAGUGAUAUUUCUAUCAAAGUUUUCAACAAAGAGAAGUCAAAGAUUUUCCCGGUAGUCUUCAAUCAGGCUCAAAAGGUCUUGAGGUCGUCUUUUGGCUACGAAAUGGUGGAAUUGCGUGCAAGAGGUACAGAUAAUGAACAAAUCUUGCUCGCUCAAACACAAGCACAAACACAACGAAGGCGCGAUCCGGAAAAAGAAGACGAAAAGGAUCCAAAGGUGAAAGGUGUACUGUCAAAGUCUUAUGUGCUGGUAUCUGUGCUUCCUAGCAAGCUCAUUUCUCGCAUCACUCAACCGAGUGCCACUUUGGGCAGUGUACCAGAUUAUACAGUUGGUGGAAAUCGUGGCAAUGUUUCUGGUACUGAGGGAGUAUUGCUUGAUUGGAAACGUUCCAAUGCCGAUUUGGGCAAGACUGGACUUACUAUGCUUAUCUUGGCAUUGGUACUUGUGAACAAUCGUGUGAUGCCAGAGGAUCAAUUGCGUUCCUAUCUUAGAAGGAUGGGACUCAAAGGUGUUUUGCCGGAAUCUCUACAAUCACAUCCUGAACUUGCAUCAGGAGGUUUGGCAGGACGAGAUUCGGACGGAGUCAUGUUAGACGACUUUUUGGCCAGUCUUGUCAAACAAGAUUACUUGGAACGAACAAAGGUACAAAAUGCCGCUGCCACAAAUGCUGCUUCUAUGGAUGCAAGUAUGGCCCGUCGACGAACACAAGCAAGAGGAAAUGUGAAGCGUACACGUAACGGCGAAUCUGAUGCUGUGGAAGAUUUUGAAUUUCGAUGGGGAUCCCGAGCAGAAGCGGAAAUUGGUGAAACGGCUGCCGCAUCUUUCAUUGCGGAUAUAUGCAUGAGAAAUAACAACAGCGCUGAUGUCGAAGGAGAGGAGGAAGAAGAGCAAGAGCAAGAAGCAGAAACGCAAAACGGCUUAGGGAGCUCGAGAGAACGUCAAAAGAAGCGAAGAGAGCAAAUUUUACGUGAAGUGCAAAGGGCGGCGGGGUCAACGUUGGUGGUUUGAAUUGUGUAGAUAUUCUUUUUUUUCGUUCAUAUUGUACAUUAAAUGAGAUCCUUAUUCACUGCUGUUGAGUGUUGUUUGCUAAUGUUCGACGAACGCUCUCUCGUUUACGUUCAUUCUCGCCCAAUCCAUCUGCCCAUUGCUCUUUAUCCGGCUUAUCGACUCGAGUGCCUAUUCUGAUAUCUGUUGCAAUGCGUGGGAUC
Messenger RNA from Meira miltonrushii, 1801 nucleotides. RefSeq names its product MAGE-domain-containing protein. The record is from RefSeq and is a predicted model, not a curated record. The coding region runs from base 111 to 1601 and encodes 496 amino acids. Gene Ontology annotation, cellular component: nucleus. The transcript has a single exon. Gene Ontology annotation, biological process: DNA repair. NCBI's taxonomy places the organism in Eukaryota, Fungi, Basidiomycota, Exobasidiomycetes, Exobasidiales, Brachybasidiaceae.